Molecule: messenger RNA, 1405 nt
Organism: Beta vulgaris subsp. vulgaris (sugar beet)
Lineage: Eukaryota; Viridiplantae; Streptophyta; Magnoliopsida; Caryophyllales; Amaranthaceae
Exons: 4
Coding region: 372-1181 (269 amino acids)
Cellular component (GO): mitochondrion; nucleoplasm
Molecular function (GO): cadherin binding
Source: RefSeq, a predicted model, not a curated record
CUGCUAACAGUCGAAAAUAGGUCCAUAACUAUUUAUCGUUGAUCCAAUUUUCUUCCGUUGGGCCGGUCUCUCGAAGCCCCGAAAUCUUCACCUGGAUUUGUUCAACAAAAAUCCGAAUGAACAAAACCCCCAAUUUCAUCCAUCUUCACCAUACCUUUUCUUCUCUUUAGUUCAUGAGAUGCUUAACUCAAUCUAGGGUUCUUUCGAGCUAAUUCUAUGUUGUUAUUAUCGAUUUCACCUAGAAUUUCUGCGUAAAACAUUCAGAAUUUGAAAUUUAGGGUUUCUAAAUCAAUUUCGCUGGUAAAUGUUUAAAUGGAUAUCUGAAAAAAUUAGGGAUUUUGAUUUCUGAGCGAAGAGAUUAAGGUUCGUUAAUGGCUCGAAGUGUUUCACGGUCGCCGUCAUAUAGACGGCGAUAUUCUCCGUCGCCUGUCAGUCACCGCCAUAGCCGCCGUAGCAGGAGAGAUCGCAGCCGUUCUCCUCACAGCCGACGGAGAAGUCGGUCAAGCUCCCCCCAUCGUCGUAAAAGUCGUUCACCUGUAAGGCGUCGUAAGAGCCGUUCUCCAACAACACGGCAUUAUAGGACAAAGAAAAGUAGAAGUUCGUCUCGCUCUCCUCCGCGUAAGUCCCGCAGUCCAAGUGUUGCAUCAGCUGAGCGCAAGGAAGCCAAAAAGAAACAGAAAAAGGAAGAAGAAGAAAAGAAAAGGAUUCAGCACGAGAUAGAGCUCAAACUAUUAGAAGAAGAAACUGCAAAGAGAAUUGAAGAAGCUAUUCGCAAGAAUGUCGAGGAGAAAUUGAAUUCUGAAGAACUUAAGCUAGAAAUUCAAAGGCGCAUAGAGGAAGGCCAGAAGAAAUUAUUUGAUGAUGUAGCUGCUCAGCUUAAAAAAGAGAAGGAAACGGCUCUCAUGGAGGCAAGGCAAAAAGAAGAACAAGCACGGAGAGAGAGAGAGGAGCUCGAUAAGAUGCUUGAAGAGAACCGGAGGAGAGUGGAAGAGGCUCAGAGGAAAGAAGCUCUAGAGCUCCAGCGAAAGUUGGAGGAACGCCAACGAGAACUGGAGUUGAUUCAGCGUCAGAAGGAAGAAGCUGCUAGAAGAAAGAAACUUGAAGAGGAAGAGGAGCGAGCGAAUCAGAUAUUGGCUAAAAGUAGAGGUCGGCCUAAAGCAUCUUCUGCUGUUGGCCUAUAAUCUUUAUCUGCAAUAUUGAUGUUAUAAUGUGUGUAGCGAUAUUUCACGUGCGAGCUUCUUAAGGUAAAGAACAUCUGGUUGUACUACUGAGCUUCAUAUUGUUGAAAAGCUUAAGGCCAAGUAGGAUUUUUUUACUGACCUGCGAGGGUACAGAACAUCUGAUUGUACUGUAUUAAGCGUCAUAUUGCUGAAAAGCUUAAUUCCAAUCAGGUUUUUUUUACUGA